AUUUUACAGCCAUUUAAAACUGACAAGCAUGUUCCUUUUAACUUAUUACAUCAUAAGAAAAGAAUAUUGCAAACAAAUCCCCAUGACCAAAUUCCCAAUGUUAAAUUAGAGGAAAAAUUAUUUGAACAAAAAUUAGAAGCUCGACGUCGAAGAUCAGCUGUUUUCAUGACUCCUCAAAUAAAUAUGGACAUAAUCCCAGUUGAUAUCAUGUAUGGAAACAAGGAGAAAGGUGACGAAGGUUUGAUUUCUAGCAUUUAUUCAUCAGAUUGGAAGAAAGCUUGUGAAAUUGCUGUUCAAAAUUCACAAUUAAAUAUAAAAGACGAUCCAAUGAAGAGAAAAUUUGAAAAGAAGGAUUUAAUUGAGAAAUCACUUGAGAAAACUCAUUUCAAAGCUGACAAUGCAAUUCCACCCAUGGAAAUUGGAUUAGAUAAAUAUAUAUCCGCUUGGGAUAAGCAAUAUCCAGUUGAGUUUGUUGAUACAACUAAAUUAUUUUGGGAGAAGCAUAAAGAAACUGGCCUCUGCCCCUCGUGUGAAUGUCAGGAUUCUGUCAAAGGUCUUACCGAUGAAGAAACCACAGAACUUGACAACUGUCUCAAGGAAGAUGCUUUAAGAACUCCAUUUACUUUACAUCCACCAGGCUAUACGGGUUAUGUACCCCGUUUAGCUGCUGGUAUUCAAUUUCGUAAAAAGAAAUUUACAAAAUAUGAUCCUUUUGUAACAACCCUGAUGACUUCACAGGGUGUUUAUGAUAAAUAUUCCAUUUAAAUAAAAAAAAACUUUGAACUCUUGA
Messenger RNA from Episyrphus balteatus (marmalade hoverfly), 790 nucleotides. RefSeq lists its product as uncharacterized. The transcript is spliced from 2 exons. The record is from RefSeq and is a predicted model, not a curated record. The coding region runs from base 166 to 765 and encodes 199 amino acids. NCBI's taxonomy places the organism in Eukaryota, Metazoa, Arthropoda, Insecta, Diptera, Syrphidae.